UUGUGCGACAAAAUGUUCGGUGCGAUUGUUGCUGGUCAACUGGUUCAGACGGAGUUUGUGCUGGUCUGCGAGAACAAAUUCCUUCUCAAACUGGCACCUUUUGGCGAUGUCAACCACCUUGUGGUUUUUCUAACAGGGACGACAUUUUUCCCCGAUGGAAUGGGUGGUGGUGUCUAUCUUGGUCUCCCGGAGGAUAAUUUCGUUGCUUGGCACUUUUUGGGUACCUUGAGCAAUGACCAUCCGAGUGCAAUCUACAAGAUUGGCAACUUGCGUAAAGGAGUUCAACGACAAAAAUCCGAACAUCCUUUUUCUGCUUCUUUUGGUCUAUCCCCAACUAACGGAACCGUUGUGGAAGCCCAACUGGGUAUUUCAGUCGAGCCCUUGGUCAAUCUGCCGCCGAAAUCCGAUGGGUUGGAAUCACAGCUGACCAAUGCCGAUCACAUGACGCGAUUCACACGUUUUGCCGCGGAAAAUUUAUUCAACUAUGUGGCCAGUUUUGCCCGUGAAUCCCUCUCCCCCUCAGAUCCCCUCGUUCCAUUGUCAGCAAUUAAAAGCUGGUUCGACACAAUGCUUCACAAAUUGAACCUAGAUCCAUCAUUUUGGAAAAAAUAAGAUCCUUUUCGUAGAAUCCAUGCGUACCCUCUUCAUUACUCGGAUUUCUACUUCCUUUUGGCCUUUUACAACUAUCCCUGAUUUUCCAUACCUUGAGCUUUCAUGUUGUUCCGAUCGCUUUUGUAAACUACUCGCUACGUUUUCAGCUAGUCCUCUU
This is a messenger RNA of Opisthorchis viverrini, 769 nucleotides long. RefSeq lists its product as hypothetical. Bases 13 to 612 code for a protein of 199 amino acids. Lineage: Eukaryota; Metazoa; Platyhelminthes; Trematoda; Opisthorchiida; Opisthorchiidae. The transcript is spliced from 4 exons. Gene Ontology annotation, molecular function: nuclear import signal receptor activity; Hsp70 protein binding. Gene Ontology annotation, cellular component: cytosol; nucleus. Gene Ontology annotation, biological process: protein import into nucleus. The record is from RefSeq and is a predicted model, not a curated record.